Molecule: messenger RNA, 165 nt
Organism: Suillus fuscotomentosus
Lineage: Eukaryota; Fungi; Basidiomycota; Agaricomycetes; Boletales; Suillaceae
Exons: 1
Molecular function (GO): nucleotide binding
Source: RefSeq, a predicted model, not a curated record
UCAAUGCUCAACACCGUUCUGAGCCGGCCACUUCUUUCGCUGUUUAAUGCGGCCAUCGCUGUUAACUCUACUGCGUAUGAGGACGAGGAGAAGGAGACUGGGAAGCGUGUGUUUGUGGGAAGCAAGACGGAGACGGCACUUUUGAACUUUGCGAAAGAACUUGGG